AUGCCCUCUCCCUGGAAGAAAGCCGUCAAGCUCGACAUCUCCGACAACGAGCGGACUGUCAAGACUGAGUACCAUUGCGCAGUCCGUGACCAGAACCAAGCAUUUCUCAAGAAGACCAUCCAAGAGAUUGCCUAUGAAUACGACUGCGAUGUUGUCCGUGUUCGUGCUGACAUUCAUAACACGAGGUCUGUAAGGAAACCACUAGCGGCGGCAGCACCAUCUCCAGCUCUGAUCCAGAACAAACGCUCCGGCAACACCAUUGCACCCCUCCUCCAGAGCAAACGUUCCCCCAACGCCAAUGUACCCCUGGUCCAGAACAAGCGCGCUGCAGGAACCCAAGCCGGCCCUUCUCUAGGUAAGAGAACUAUCAUGGUCCAGACGUAUGAGCCAGCUCCGUGGCAUGCGACGCUCGAGUUCCGCCAGAUGGAAAACCAGAAGUGGUUCACUGCUCAUGUCUAUGCAGAAACCCAAACAUGGAAAAUUGGUAACAACCUGGUCGAAGGGAUCGCAACUGGUGAGAUGUCAAAGCCAGACGGUAAGGACAUACCGGAAAACCCAGAGAUCUUCCCGGAGCAGUUUUCCAGCAGCGCAAAGGGUUUCAAAGGCUCCACAGACCAAGUCAAAGUGGCAAAGAAGUAA
This is a messenger RNA of Cyphellophora attinorum, 639 nucleotides long. RefSeq lists its product as uncharacterized. The record is from RefSeq and is a predicted model, not a curated record. NCBI's taxonomy places the organism in Eukaryota, Fungi, Ascomycota, Eurotiomycetes, Chaetothyriales, Cyphellophoraceae. Bases 1 to 639 code for a protein of 212 amino acids. The transcript has a single exon.